Molecule: messenger RNA, 525 nt
Organism: Verticillium dahliae VdLs.17
Lineage: Eukaryota; Fungi; Ascomycota; Sordariomycetes; Glomerellales; Plectosphaerellaceae
Exons: 3
Coding region: 1-525 (174 amino acids)
Source: RefSeq, a predicted model, not a curated record
AUGCAUGGAAGUCUCCUGGGGUGGUGGUGGAACAAGAGGGUGAUGCCAUGGGACGAUGAUGUCGAUGUCAUGGUCUCCGAGCCCAGUAUGUUUCUACUUGCCGCAUACUACAACAUGACAACCUACUACUACGAGUACCCGGCCAUUCCAGAGGGUCGCUCCUUUCUGUUGGACAUCAACCCUCAUUACCUGGUUCGAGACAAGGGAAAGGGCCUGAACUCGAUAGACGCGAGAUGGAUCGAUAUGGACCAUGGCCUAUUCAUCGACAUUACCACCGCAAGGUACAAUGUCACAUACGGGGAAGGUGAGGGCGUGUUGGUAGGCAAAGACGGUCACCUGUUUCGGGAUACCUAUCUGUUGCCACUCCUGGAGACGACCUUCGAGGGUGUUAAGGCGAAAAUCCCUUACAAGUACAAAGACUUCUUGAUAUCCGAAUAUGGCAAAGAAUCCUUGUCGGACAAGGAAAUCAAUAACCACCAUUUCGAUGAUGAUAAGAUGGAGUGGGUGCCUACUGGAGAGCUCUGA